Messenger RNA from Phoenix dactylifera (date palm), 1118 nucleotides. RefSeq names its product myb domain protein 59 (gene MYB59). Gene Ontology annotation, biological process: regulation of DNA-templated transcription. The record is from RefSeq and is a predicted model, not a curated record. Gene Ontology annotation, cellular component: nucleus. Gene Ontology annotation, molecular function: DNA-binding transcription factor activity; sequence-specific DNA binding. NCBI's taxonomy places the organism in Eukaryota, Viridiplantae, Streptophyta, Magnoliopsida, Arecales, Arecaceae.
CUAAGGACAAAGCAGUGGCUGCUGCUUUCCAAGUGGAGGUGGAAAGGGAGUUCUGAAGGCCGUGCAGAGAGAGGAGGAGGAGGAGGAGGAGGAGGAGAGACGACGACGAUGGUGACGGUGAAAGAAGAGACCCGAAAGGGCCCGUGGACGGAGAAGGAGGACCUGCAACUGGUAUGCUUUGUGGGCUUACUCGGGGAACGUCGUUGGGAUUUCAUAGCCAAAGUCUCAGGUCUCAACAGAACAGGCAAGAGUUGCAGGUUACGCUGGGUUAAUUACCUGCACCCCGGUCUCAAGCGCGGCCGCAUGACGCAUCAGGAAGAGCGCCUCAUCCUCGAGCUCCAUUCGCGCUGGGGAAAUAGGUGGUCUCGCAUAGCUCGAAAGCUCCCGGGGCGCACCGAUAAUGAGAUCAAGAACUACUGGAGGACUCAUAUGAGGAAGAAGGCCCAAGAGCGAAAGAGAAACGCUCUCUCUCCGUCAUCAUCUUCGUCAUCUCUGACCUAUAAUUCGCCCUCUCGAAGCGAACCCCCAGCGGAGGAGGCUGGGUUGGAACAGCACGAGCUUAAUAGCGCCAGUGGUUGCUGCUGCGUAACUACAGGGUUUGUGGUGGAGGAGGAAGGUGCGAAGGGGUGGUACUCCAUGGAUCAGAUUUGGAAUGAGAUUGCAACCUCUGAAGCAGUCAGCGGGCUGAGCUUUGAGGGAUGUAAGAAUGAAGUCUGCGAUACUUCCUGGCCUCCGAUGCCCUCCCCUAUGUGGGAAUAUAGCCCUGAAUCACUCUGGAAGAUAGAUGAGGAAGAGUUCAAGAUGUUUCCUUCUGUUCAUGACCUAUUGGUCCCUAACUACCAUCACAGUUGAGAGUUUUGUAACUGGCGCUAUUAUACUUAGUUCUCUCUUGGCCUUUUGUUUGUAGAUGUGAAAUGGCUGGGAAGUAGAACCUCUGGUAGGAUGGAGCUAUUUCUCAUGUAAAAUUUAGGUAUGCUUAGUCGUAAGGCCCAUUGCGUGUUUGUAAGAUAGAUAUUCUACUGUGCUGAACUUGAUCGAACCAGACUAAUUUGCCUCCUAAGGAAUGUGUAACAGUUGUCUCUACAGCUAUGAGGUUUGUCGCCCGAGGAAGUUCUUGA